CGGGACGGGACCCUCCCCCCGUCCCUCUCCUCCACACUUUUAAAUACAGCCAGAGCCCCCCUUCUCCCCGCAGGCACAAGUGAACUGAAACCGCGAUCCCCUGAUCUGCCUCCCUCGUCUUCCUCGUCCUCCGCCCGCAGCAGCGGCGAGCACCAUGGAGGGCGGCGGCGCAGCGCGGGGCGCGGAGCGGUGGGAGGGGUACGUGGACUGGCGGAACCGGCCGGCGACCAGGGGCCGGCACGGCGGCAUGCUCGCGGCGUCCUUCGUGCUCGUGGUGGAGGUGCUGGAGAACCUGGCGUUCCUGGCGAACGCGAGCAACCUGGUGACGUACCUGAUGGGGUUCAUGCACUACUCGCCGUCGCAGUCGGCGACGACGGUGACCAACUUCAUGGGCACGGCGUUCCUGCUGGCGCUCCUCGGCGGCUUCCUCUCCGACGCCUUCUUCACCACCUACACCAUCUACAUCGUCAGCGCCUUCAUCGAGUUCAUGGGGCUGGUGAUCCUGACGGUCCAGGCGCGGACGCCGCACCUGAUGCCGCCGCCGUGCUCCAAGUCUGCCGGCGGGGCGCCGCCGUGCGCGCCCGUGUCGGGGGCCAAGAAGGCGAUGCUCUUCGCGGGGCUGUACCUCACGGCGCUGGGCGUCGGCGGGAUCAAGGGCUCCCUGCCCUCCCACGGCGCCGAGCAGUUCGACGAGCACGCGCCGCGGGGCCGCAAGGCCCGCUCCACCUUCUUCAACUACUUCGUCUUCUGCCUCUCCUGCGGCGCGCUCGUCGCCGUCACCUUCGCGGUCUGGGUCGAGGACAACAGGGGUUGGCAGUGGGGCUUCGGCAUCUCCACCAUCGCCAUCCUGCUAUCCGUCCCGGUCUUCGCCGCGGGAUCCGGGCUCUACCGGAACAAGGUGCCCACGGGAAGCCCGCUCACCACCAUCGCCAAGGUACUCCUCGCCGUCGCCCUCGCGCGCCGCGGCGGCGCGCAGAGCGCCAGCAACGGCGCCGUCAUCGACCGCGCGCCCAGCCCCACGGGGAGCACCGACAUGAAGGACUACUGCAAGCCCGGCGAGAUGAUGGAAAUCGCCGACGCCGCGGCGGCGGCCGCCGACCAGGCCGAGCCGUCGCGGGAGCUCGCGUUCCUUAACCGCGCCGUGCGGUGCCAGGAGGAGCAGCCGCAGCAGAACGGGCGCCUCGCGUGCACGGUGCAGGAGGUGGAGGACGUCAAGAUCGUGCUCAUGGUGCUGCCCAUCUUCUUCUCCACUAUCAUGCUCAACUGCUGCCUGGCGCAGCUGUCCACCUUCUCCGUCGAGCAGGCGGCCACCAUGGACACGCGCGUGGGCAGGCUCACCGUGCCGCCCGCGUCGCUCCCCGUGUUCCCGGUCACGUUCAUCAUCCUCCUCGCGCCCGUCUACGACCACGUCAUCGUCCCGUUCGCGCGCCGCGUCACGGGCACCGAGAUGGGCAUCAGCCACCUCCAGCGCAUCGGGACCGGGCUUGUCCUCUCCAUCGUCGCCAUGGCGGUGGCCGCCGUCGUCGAGGUGAAGCGCAAGAACGUGGCGGCCGACAGCGGGAUGCUGGACUCGCCGAAGCCGCUGCCCAUCAGCUUCUUCUGGAUCGCGUUCCAGUACCUGUUCCUGGGGUCCGCGGACCUGUUCACGCUGGCGGGGCUGCUCGAGUUCUUCUUCAGCGAGGCGCCGUCGCGGAUGCGCUCGCUGGCGACGUCGCUGUCGUGGGCGUCGCUGGCGCUGGGCUACUACCUCAGCUCCGUGCUCGUGUCCAUCGUGAACAGCGCAACGGGGCGUGGCGGCCACCGGCCGUGGCUGCAGGGUGCCAGCCUGAACCACUACCACCUCGAGCGGUUCUACUGGGUCAUGUGCGUGCUCAGCACCCUCAACUACCUCUUCUUCCUGUUCUGGGCGAUCAGGUACAAGUACAGAAACGCAGGGGUCAUCAAAGGGUGAUGCCAUCGCCAAUCGGCAUUGCCCGUUGAUCGCCACGGUAGUGAGAACCGCUGGGUGUAACUGUUUAUAUUGGUGGCAAGCAGAGAGUAAAAAAAAGGGUACUAGGUUAACUUCUGCAGGAUGUGGGGAUUAUAUUGGUGGUGGUUUAUCAGGCUGUCAUGAAUUUGGUUGAUUGGUUCAACAAGUGAAUCAAGAGGUGGAUCAGUUUAAUCCGAUGUCCAUUCGUUUGAAUC
This is a messenger RNA of Panicum hallii, 2184 nucleotides long. Its product is annotated as protein NRT1/ PTR FAMILY 4.6-like. Gene Ontology annotation, cellular component: membrane. The record is from RefSeq and is a predicted model, not a curated record. Gene Ontology annotation, biological process: transmembrane transport. Lineage: Eukaryota; Viridiplantae; Streptophyta; Magnoliopsida; Poales; Poaceae. The transcript has 4 exons. The coding region runs from base 155 to 1951 and encodes 598 amino acids. Gene Ontology annotation, molecular function: transmembrane transporter activity.